Epinephelus moara (kelp grouper) is the source of this 4128-nucleotide messenger RNA. Its product is annotated as aquaporin-8-like. The record is from RefSeq and is a predicted model, not a curated record. Bases 3034 to 3813 code for a protein of 259 amino acids. NCBI's taxonomy places the organism in Eukaryota, Metazoa, Chordata, Actinopteri, Perciformes, Serranidae. The transcript is spliced from 5 exons. Gene Ontology annotation, molecular function: water channel activity. Gene Ontology annotation, cellular component: plasma membrane. Gene Ontology annotation, biological process: transmembrane transport.
UGUGGUCAUGGCUCGAGCCAAACGGGCGCCCAAUAGUUAUGUGACUCGCCCUCCAUACAGUUAGCAUUUAGCUAGCUCUGAAGUGUUAGGCUAAAAGAGAGGCGGUUACGGUAGGGAAAGGGUAAUGGUAAGGGUUACAUCUUGUUAUUUAUAAGGUUAAUCAUGUCUUCAUGUAUAGUGAAAUUGUAUUUAUAGUGAAAGUGGAUUCCUGCUACCUUGGCCUCAUAUUUAUAGAAAUAUAUUUGAUAAUGAUUAUCUGAGAUGUGGCUAACACCUCUUUAUGUAGCUAUAUGUUAGCUAACCUAGCUAGCUAGCGUUUUGCUAAUAUAAGCUAACUUUAGAUGUGACCACAACUUAAUGUGUCUGUUCAGAUUGUGACAGUCCUUUUGAAUGGGUUUUUGGUUCGAGUCCUGAAAUAAGGUCUGUGGUUUACACAAGCUUAAGAGAGUUUUAUUCUACAACAUAAAAUACGUCAGUAAAUAAAUACCCAACACAUGAAUUUUGAAGCAUUUGAGUGACUUAAAAAAAUUGCGGUUUCAAAAAAAGUGGAUAAAUUUAGCAACUUUUCAGGCCCUCUUAGCAACUGUUUUUUAAAAGGCAACUAGCGACAAAGCUAUCACCGAGAAUUAAGAAUUAUACUGUAAUUCAUUCUCAUGCAUUGGGGGUGGUUCCUGCGGUGGAGACACGCACCAACGGCCCCAGCCCCAUAAAAUUACCCCGAAGUUCCUGCGGUGGAAAUGGGCCUUAAUAUUCGUAGUGGCCAAACACUGUAAAUCAGGCCCCCAGGAAAGCAGCUCAGCCUUGCAGCCAUUUUUUCCCAGUGGCCACUCGCGGUAUUGCAGAAAUUAAAAAAAAAAAAAAAAACCUGCAGCCCAUAAAGCUUUUCUCCAUAGACCACUAUUAUAAAAAAAGAUAGCUGUAAAACUGUUGACAGGACACCUCGAACUGCAAACAAGGUCAAUUAUGACUAUUAGCCAUAGUGGUUUUAUAUUUGUAAAAAAUCCUCAAGCUGAGAAAAGCAAUUUAAACUCUGUGACGUCAUCCCAAUGUAAAGUCUAUGAGCAAAGCAGGAAGUUGCGGGCGAAGCCAGUGGAAGAAAUACUUAUGUGCAUAUUCAAUGAUCCACAUACUGCACAAGUAAACCUGGAGGCUAGAAAACUUUUUUGGAGUAUGCGCCAGACGAGCAGCUCCAUUGGAAUGAAUAGGCGCCAUCUUGGGGUCUCGUUUCUAAUUAUUAUUAAAAUUUAUGCUAUGAUUACACUGUCACAAGGUGCCUUGUCACCCCCCCCCCCCCCCCCAAAAAAAAAAUUUCCCAUUUACUUACCUGACGUCCAUAAAUCAAUAUGUUGUGGCCAUUUGUUCAAAGGGCAAAAAAGACAAAAAUAAGAGCUCCUUCAAAAAAUAUCAAAAUUUAAGAAAAUUCAAAAUCCACUCACAAAGGGCCACAAAUGCACCAGGUUAGUUAGGCUUACUCAGGCAGUCAAAGAAUUCAUUUUCCAGGCCAGUAGCUCCGUUCAGAAGGUUUAUUUUCAGCUUUCAACAGCAAACAAACAUGUUCAAAAACCAUGCUGCCUCUCUGCUUUGUCCUGCUGGUAAAAAACCAUUUCCCCUUCCCGGUGCAUCACCUGCCUCUAACACCUGGCUACCUAUAUCCCCUACUGUCUGGUGCCCCUAGUGUUUACCCACAAAAAUAAAUAAAUAAAAAUAAAACAACACAAAACAAAAAUAAUAAACUAAUCAAACUAAUGACAUAGCUCCUUCACAGUAGAUACAUUUUUUUGGAGCGUCACAAAAACCUGCAAAGAUUAAAUUAUUUCAUCCCUUUAAACGUAAGUAGAGCACUAAACCAGAAGUUAGUGGUUUGACUGUCGGAAGUUAGAUGCUCGACUACACUUGGCUACUGUAAGUCUCCAGUGCACCCGCUCUAUGGGCUGCGCAGAGCGGAAGUAGUGCUAAUAAUCCCUGUAUCAUCCAGGUAAUUUUUAUACGCUGCAGUUGAUCCAUUUUGGCUUCAUGUGACACUGCGCAACUUUCAUAGGAAUGAACAGGGCCCCGCGUUCAAUGCCGCAUCCAGUUCUCUUCAAACAUCCACGGAACAGAUGAGGAGGCGGUGCUUGCCGUUGUAAUGAGUUUCUAUGGUUACAUUGGCGCUCUCACUCUCUGGAUUUAAAAGCUUGAGAAAGUGUACUACAGCAUAACCACCAUAGCUCUCGUGCCAUUCAAAUGUUUUGUUGAAGAAUUUUCUAUUGUAUCUAAUUAAGUGAAGUUUUAAUGCCUUUACUAAUGUGCGAUGACAUUGCUAAUAUGCAGAUGAGCACAUGACGCCAUCUGGUGACUUUUUAGUAAGUUUUCAAGCUAUUGCUAGCUACUUUCAUGGGAAAAGAGUUGGCAACACUGGAGGGGAGCAGGGAGAUCUAGGCAGUAGUUAGAUAGAGGGAUGUUUACCACAGUUCAUUAAUUUACACAUACUACCCACAUUGUUAUGAUACAAAGCUGGUUGAAAAUGAUCGAAGUAUCCCUUUAAGUAAAAUCUCUGAUUGCUUCUUCUUCUGCUGCUAAUGUGUUUGUCAUAUCAACUUAAAAGUAAAUGUAAGUGUUAUGUUCAUUGUUUGUUUGUGCUGCUCCCAAAGUGGCCAAAAAAUCAGUUAUUGAAGAUUUAACACAAAAAACUAAAGUUUACACCUUCAUCAGUUGUUUUAAAAUGAUGCACCUGAUACAGAACUAAAAGAUGUGGUAUCACUAAACAAAGCACGUGUUGUGCUGACACCCCUCAUCCUUAUCUCUCAACAACACAGUGUUAAUAAUUUUAUGAGCAUCUUCUGAUUGCCAACAGUCUUGGGAGUAUAAACAAUCACAGGAAGGUGGAGCAUUAGAGUAGAAAAAAAGGAUGUGCGUAUGUCCUUUAUGGAUCAUCCUAAGACGGUCUCUUAUACAUAAGUGUACAUUCACCAGACCACCCAGUGCAGGCUGUGGUCCACCAGUGGAACAAGUGGCACAGGGUAGACAGGCUGUUUAUAUUUUUCCCAAGUCAAUAUGUCAGGGACAGAAACCAAGACAGAGGUGUUCACCAUAACUGAGACGGGAGAGCUGGCAGCUGUUGGAGGCGACACAAACAAGAAGAGGCACUUCUUUGAGAAGUAUGCGCAGCCCUGCCUGGCUGAGCUGUUUGGGACGAGUCUGUUUGUGUUCGUGGGCUGUGCGUCUGUUAUUGGGAAUGUGGAUGCAAGUGGUGUCAUCCAGCCUGCUGUGGCACAUGGACUGGCUCUGGGAGUGCUGAUCAUGGUGUUGGGGCAAAUUAGUGGGGGGCACUUUAACCCUGCGGUGUCUCUGAGCGUCUACCUGUGCGGAGGGAUGGAGCUUCCCCUGCUGGUGCCUUAUGUCAUGGCUCAGAUGUUAGGAGGGAUGGUCGGUGCUGGUUUGACCAAGGCAAUCUACCCCUCUGCUGUGUAUGCUGCUUCCCUCGGAGGAGCCUUUGAACUCGCCAACAACGAUCUGGCUAAAACCACUCUAGCAGAGAUGACGAUGACCCUGUUCCUCACCACGGUGGUGUGCAUGGGGGCCGUCAACAGCCAAACCCGCUCACCGUGGGCUGGUUUCUGCAUCGGCCUCACCGUCACAGCCAACAUAUUUGCUGGAGGGACGGUGUCUGGGGCCUGUAUGAACCCUGCCCGAGCCUUCGGCCCUGCAGCGGUCGCCAACCACUGGAACCAUCACUGGAUCUACUGGGUUGGACCCAUUUGUGGUGCGCUGCUCACUGUCAGCUUCACCAGGUUGCUGUUCGGUGACCAGAAGACCCGCGUUGUGUUGAAGUGAAAGUGUAAUUUAUUAAAGAGGAAGACAGAGAGGACUUCAAGACUGACUCGAGGACAGCGUUUCCAUUUGUUCGUUCAUGCAUUACUCAAGAAUCAAACUGUAAUAUUUAAAUUUGUCAGCAAAAUGUGUGCAAAGGUAUUUGUCCUUGACCUGGCUGUUAUUGUUGGCACCGACUUAGUGACAUGUUUGUAUUUCAAGAUUCAAUAAAGUGUUUGAUGAUGUGAUAGGGAUCUGAUAGCUACUCCUUAAUUGGACCUUACAUGCUCGAUUACUGCUGGAAAAAAGUUGAGAGACAUUUCAUAAUAAAUUCCAUAC